UAAAAGAUUUGUUCUCGGGCUAAUUGUUGCUUCCUGGAGAGAGGAGAGUGCCGGAAACUCGAUUUCAAGUCAAAAACACGAACAUGAAAACAAACGCUGUAAAAAAUGUCGAUACAGAAAGCUUAUUGCGAUACAAUUAAGCAGUUUUAGAAAACUUUUCUCGAUAAUUUCCUUGAAAAUCGCAAUUUAAAGAGAAUAUAUCUAGUGAAAUUGUUUCAUUAUAUUGGGGGAAAACAACUAUACAUUUUCUUGUGGAAAAAAUAAAUAUGGAAGCUUUCUUUUAGCAGUGUGCGGAUCGGCAUUCCUGCUAAACAUAAACGCGCCCUCCUUCCCUCCGCUUCUUUUUGUGACAUGCUCUAAUAGCCGAUCGCAGUUCCACACAACACGCACACUGACACCAAAAAAAGAAAGCCCACUCCCCAACUCCACCGGUCGGGGUGGGGAGGGGGGACAGCAGCUGGAUGAGAUUGGUUUCCAAACGCGCACCGAUGGCGGUGUGAGGCGUUUCGCGGUGGAUUUCUUUUUGUUUUUUGACCUCUUUUCCCAUCCAGGACGGCGUUUUUAGGGGACUUUUAACAAUAUGGAUUACUCGGUCUGUGUGCUCUUUCUCUUGACAACCGUCUCGUCUGCGUCGGCUGAAUUCCCCACUCAGGAGAUAGUAAAAAAAUGGGUGGACCAGAUGCAGACAAAUCUGAUCUCAUUAACAGACACAGCCAGCGGCUUGCAGAGUCUAAUACAGAGUUAUCACAAACACAGAACUCACUUCAGUGUGGAGUCCAACAUCGCCAGGCAGCUGGUGGAUACAGCUUCAGGGAACAUUGAGAAGCUGCUGGCGAACCGCUCCCAAGCCUUAAAGAGGCUGGCAACAGAAGCAGAAAAGUUUCAGAAAGAACAUCAGUGGACGGAAAAAAGUGAGGAUAAUAAAAUCUUUUACUACAACGCCAAAGAUGGAACAAACAAGACAGAAUUUGAGGAAAAGCAAAAAGGAGAAGAAGGAGAUGAGUUGAAAAACAGAUUCAUUCCAGAUGAUUUUACCAAUGAGACAGACGAGAACUUCAAGCGGACAGUCUCCUUCAACACCACCGCUGUCCACAUCCCCACGGACAUAUACGAAGGCUCCACCAUCAUUCUAAACGAGCUGAACUGGACCGACGCCCUGGAGGACGUCUUCCGGAAGAACCGCGAGGAAGAUCCCUCGCUGCUUUGGCAGGUGUUUGGCUCUGCGACGGGAUUGGCUCGUUAUUAUCCAGCAUCCCCUUGGACCGACACGAGCAGUUCCCCUGACAAGAUCGACCUCUACGACGUGCGCAGACGGCCGUGGUACAUUCAGGGCGCGGCGUCACCCAAGGACAUGCUGAUCCUGGUGGAUGCGAGUGGAAGCGUGUCCGGUCUCACCCUGAAACUCAUCAAGACGUCUGUCCACAAGAUGCUGGAGACCCUCUCCGACGACGACUUUGUGAACGUGGUUUCUUUUAACAAAAGCGCCAGGUCUGCCGCGUGCUUCGAGCACCUCGUGCAGGCCAACGUGAGGAACAAGCGAGUCUUGAAGGAGGCCGUGCAGAUGAUCAAAGCUGAGGGGAUCACCAACUACACCAGCGGUUUUGAGCUGGCGUUCGCUCAGCUCGCACAGACGAAUGUAUCCAGAGCCAACUGUAACAAGAUGAUCAUGCUGUUCACUGACGGAGGGGAGGAAAGGGCUGAGGAAAUAUUUGAGCAAUUCAAUCCAAAGCGAGAAGUGCGCAUCUUUACAUUUUCUGUAGGUCAACACAGUUAUGACAAAGGCCCAAUACAGUGGAUGGCUUGUGCUAAUAAAGGAUAUUACUAUGAGAUCCCCUCUAUUGGAGCCAUUCGGUUAAACACUCAGGAAUACUUGGAUGUUUUGGGAAGACCCAUGGUGAAGGCCGACAGGAAGGCCAAACAAGUUCAGUGGACCAACGUGUACCUGGACGCACUGGAACUUGGUCUGGUGAUCACUGGAACUCUGCCCGUCUUUAACAAGACUGACACCAGCUUGAAGAAACCUCAAAACCAACUCAUUUUGGGAGUUAUGGCUAUCGAUGUUUCCCUGGAAGAUAUCAAGAGGCUGACUCCUCGUUUUACCUUUGGACCAAAUGGCUACUACUUUGCUAUCGACCCAAAUGGAUAUGUGUUGCUCCACCCUAAUCUUCAACCACUGACUGCCAAGUUUGAUGAGCCUGUAACGCUGGAUUUUCUGGAUGCAGAGCUGGAGAAUGACAUCAAAGUGAAGAUAAGAACACAAAUGAUUGAGGGGGUAAAAGGGGAAUACACAAUAGAUACACUGGUGAAAUCUCAAGAUGAGCGCUACAUAGACCAAGGUCGAAGGACGUACACUUUUGGACCGGUGAGGGGGACCGACUACAGUUUGGCCCUGGUCCUCCCCGAUUACAGCAAGCAUUACAUCAAGGCCACCAUCGGCGACACCAUCACGCAGGCGAAAUGGAAGGAUGUUUCUGAAACGCUCCUGGUUGACAAGUUUAAUGAAUACGGCUACACAUUUAUUGCACCGAGGGCGUACUGUAAGGACAUGGAGCCGCUCAGCCAGUACGACAACAACACAGUCUUCCUCACCAUGUUUAAUGACUACAUCGACAGAAGGACUCCAAACGGCCCCGAGUGCAACGUGGAGCUGAUGAACAGACUUCUCCUUGAUGCUGGCAUCACCGCUGAUCUGAUCAAGAUCUGGAAAGACAACGAGUUGCCGAAUGGAGUUAAAGCCAUUUUUGUUGCCACUGAUGGAGGGAUAACACGGGUGUACCCCAAAAGCGCUGGGCUGGAGUGGGACGAAGAAGUAGAAACGUAUGAGUCGAGUUUUUACAAAAGAAGUUUGGAGAACAGUCUUUAUAUCAUCACUCCCAAACUCUACAGAAAUGACUCAGAAAAUUCCAUCCUUGUGAGUAAAGCAGUAGACCUCAAGAUCGAUAAUGUGUUACUCAAACCAGCUGUGGUCGGUGUGAAGUUGGACAUCAGGGCCUUGAUGGAGAGCAUCACCAGCACCACAACCGUUAUGAAUUGCAAAGAUGAGAUGUGCGACUGCAGCAUUAACAACAAUGAAUUAGACUGCUUCCUUCUGGAUGAUGGCGGGUUUCUCGUGAUGUCCAAUCAGGACAGUCACAUUGAGAAGAUUGGGACAUUUUUUGGAACCAUCGACUCCCCCAUCAUGGAAGCUCUGGUCAACAUGAGCUUGUUCACCUCAAAGAAAACCUAUGACUACCAGUCUCUGUGCGACCCCAAGCAGGAACCCAAGAAGGACGCAGGCACUCGAUCCGUCUACGUGCCCACAAUAGCAGAUAUUCUGAAUUUGGGAUGGUGGGCGACAGCCGCAGCUUGGUCCAUAUUGCAGCAGUUAUUCGUCAGCAUCACGUUCCCCAGCGUUCUGGACGCAGCUGAUGUUGAGGAUAAAAUGCCAGAUUCCAAGACUAAGGAGGUCUGCAUCACGGAGCAAACUCAGUACUAUUAUGAAAACGAGGAAUCAACCUUCUUCGGCAGUGUCAAGUGCUACAACUGCAGCAGGGACUUCAUCGCUGAAAAGCUGCCCAUGACGAACCUGGUCUUUAUCAUUGCUGCUUCAAAAACCAACUGUACAGCUUGUCCAUCAAGUGAAUUAAGACAGGAAGAAAAGGCAUCGGACGGGCCCGACCCCUGUGAAAUAGCUCUCAAUCCUCGUUAUAGAAAAGGACCCGCUUGUUUUGAUAAGAAUGAACACGAGAAGGACGCAGACUGUGGCGGCGUGUCUGGCCUGAGUCCGUCGCUGUGGCUCACGUUGGGCCUGCAGGUGUUGCUGCUCUGGAUCGGGACCGACUGCAGGCGCCACGCCGUCCCAUCGUGACCAGUCAAGAACCCUCAGCUCCCUCCAUCCAGAUCAACGGCUUAUAAAGAAAGUUCCCAAAAAUCCCUAAAGUUUCUCCCCAAAUGUGUUUACUUUCAGGAGAAUUUCAGAAGAUGAAGAUUUGCCCUCCACCUCUGAUUAUCUUCUGUUGCUUCGACAGAUUCAGGUUCAGAUUGACAGCUGAGUGGAAUUUGGCUUCAUGCCGAUGAUGAAAAAAAUUGGACUGCCUUAUAAAAUGCCAGAGACACUCCAAUGGGGGACUUGGUUUAAGAUUUCCAGCACUGCCAGGAAGAGCGCUGCCCUUUACAUGAAGCGCCGUUGAAGACUUUAUUUUUUUUUUGAUUGAGAUUUUGGCAACAGUUUUGUGGAAGAGAUGCCAAACUUUAACAUCACACCCUCUUUAUCUUCAUUUGCUUCAGCUGGAUUACAUCGUUGUCACUGUCUGAUUUACAGAUAACCCAGAACAUAUUUCACCCCCGUCUCUGAGCGCAUUAUCUUCUCUAGGAUCAGCUGUUCUUUCCUGUCGAGUCACUGUUUGCAGUGUGGAAGUCAUGUUCCUCGUGAUGUUUAUGCACAGCCCCUCUGCUGCCACAGUGCUUGUUUAUGACUGAAUUUCACGCUCCGAGCGGAGGAUCUAAACAGUCAGUUCUGGUGUGAUCAAGUUCGGCUUUGCACGUAUGAUCGACCUCAGUUGGAUUGGCUGGUUAUUUAGUCCACUGGACAAAUUUUUUUGUGCCAAUUCAAUUUUUUGACUUAAAAAAAAGAAUCAGUUAUUGUUUACUGGGAUUUUGUUUUAGUUUUUCUUUGGCUGAUGUGUUAGGAAAAAUUGGGGCAAGUCGAUAAAAGAAGCUGCACUUUC
Messenger RNA from Oryzias melastigma (Indian medaka), 4706 nucleotides. RefSeq names its product voltage-dependent calcium channel subunit alpha-2/delta-1. The coding region runs from base 581 to 3847 and encodes 1088 amino acids. The record is from RefSeq and is a predicted model, not a curated record. The transcript is spliced from 39 exons. Lineage: Eukaryota; Metazoa; Chordata; Actinopteri; Beloniformes; Adrianichthyidae. Gene Ontology annotation, molecular function: voltage-gated calcium channel activity. Gene Ontology annotation, cellular component: L-type voltage-gated calcium channel complex.